Messenger RNA from Myxocyprinus asiaticus (Chinese sucker), 1718 nucleotides. Its product is annotated as serine/threonine-protein phosphatase 2A activator-like. Gene Ontology annotation, biological process: mitotic spindle organization. Gene Ontology annotation, molecular function: protein tyrosine phosphatase activator activity; peptidyl-prolyl cis-trans isomerase activity. The transcript is spliced from 10 exons. The record is from RefSeq and is a predicted model, not a curated record. Gene Ontology annotation, cellular component: protein phosphatase type 2A complex; cytoplasm; nucleus. Lineage: Eukaryota; Metazoa; Chordata; Actinopteri; Cypriniformes; Catostomidae. The coding region runs from base 230 to 1054 and encodes 274 amino acids.
GCUCCUCCCAUGAGGAUGACAAGCCUCCCAAUCCUGUCAGCUUCAACUUUAUGGUACCAAAGAAGGAGAUCAGUAUGGUGCCUGAUAUGGGCAAAUGGAAAAGAUCCCAGACGAGCGGCAUUAUAAUGGAUUAAAUCUGCGGCUGCCGUUGACGAUGCAGCACGGUGGAUGCACUUCGGAGCGCUUGAGUUGAUCACCUGCAUGUACUGGACAGGCAUAUGCAGACUAUAUGGGAUUCAUUCUGACCCUAAAUGAAGGUGUGAAGGGAAAGAAACUUACAUGUGAUUACCAGGUGUCCGAGACAGUGGAGAAGUUGCUUGCUGUUUUGGGAACAUUAGAUCGCUGGAUCGACGAGACGCCACCAGUGGACCAGCCUUCUCGCUUUGGCAAUAAAGCCUUCCGUACCUGGUGUUCCAAGCUAGACCAGGAGGCUGAGGCUCUGGUCACUUCUGUUCUCCCAUCAGACCGUCAUGAUGCUGCUCCAGAGAUAGCUGUGUACCUGAAAGAGUCUGUCGGCAACUCCACCAGAAUUGACUAUGGCACAGGUCACGAGGCUGCGUUUGCUGCAUUCCUCUGCUGUCUUUGUAAGGUGGGAGCUCUGCGCAUAGAGGACCAACUGGCCAUCGUAUUUAAAGUGUUUGACAAGUAUCUGCGAGUGAUGCGCAAACUGCAGAAAACAUACAGGAUGGAGCCAGCGGGGAGCCAGGGCGUGUGGGGUCUUGACGACUUUCAGUUUCUUCCCUUUAUAUGGGGCAGUUCACAGCUUAUAGACCACCCAACCCUGGAGCCCAGGCACUUUGCGGAGGAGAAGUUUGUAAACGAGUAUCACCAAGACUACAUGUUUCUGGAGUGCAUUAAAUUCAUCAAUGAGAUGAAAACAGGCCCCUUUGCCGAACACUCUAACCAGCUUUGGAACAUCAGUGCUGUUCCUUCCUGGUCCAAAGUCAAUCAAGGUCUCAUACGAAUGUACAAAGCGGAAUGUCUAGAAAAAUUCCCAGUCAUCCAGCAUUUCAAGUUUGGCAGCCUGCUCUCUAUUCAGCCAGUCAAACCAUAAGUGACAACAAAAAGAAUCCACACCUUGUCAGAGAACACAACCAAACCUCCAACUUCGACGAAACUGCUUCAUACCACCCAACCCCCGUUAACAAACCUUAAUAUGCAUCCUCUACACCAGAGGUGGUCAGUUUUGCUCCUGUAGAUCUACUUUCCUGUAGAGUUCUGUUCCAAUCCUGCCUCUAAUACAUAUUAUUCAUGUGGACCUUGAUUAUGUGGUUCAUGAGUGUUUUAGUUGCUCUAUAGGAAAUUCUAACUUCUUAACUCUACAGGAAGGUAAAUAUCCAGAAGCAGGAUUAACAUUUCCUACUCAACACAAUCUGCUAGAUGUGUAUUUGACAGAAAUCCCACAUCUGAUGGUCACAUCACUAACUUUCGCUUAUUUGAUGCAAUUUGUCUCUAUGGUUUUAUUUGUCUACUCCCUGCAAGCAAGUUGAACUGCUCCUCAGACCCAUGCAGUGAGCACCUUUGAUGCAGUUAUGCACAUAUUUUCAUUUGGAUUGGCAUUUAUAUUUAUUUGUGUAUAUAAAGAACAGAGCUUGUCACAAUGAGGCUUGGUGUUGGUUUAAUGUACAGGUUUUCAUUGCCUGUGUGCAAAAGAUCGGUAGCCAAUGAACAAUGAUGUGUGUUUGUGAAGCAGCGUAUAAAAACGUACAUCUAGUGAA